AUGGAAAAGUCCAGAAGUCAGUCAGUGGCCAAGUCAGUCACACCAAAGCAGUCUCGGGAUAACAUCAAAGCUGUUGCUGGCAAGGACGUAACGCCCAACCCUCCAGAAACCGUGGGACAGAGUACUGGAAACCAGCCGCAAUCUUACCGCCUAUUCGGCUCUUACAUGAAUAGCUUUGUUACUUAUCAAGACGGCAAUACAGCUUGGCUAUCGACCGAUACCAUGUUGUCCUGGGUCACAUCCUCAAUGUACGAACGGUUCUCAGGGGGAGGGUACAUGAGCGGCAUCAAGCUCGUUCGCGGCUACACAGAGCCUUCCAAGCCUAAAGAAAGCGAGCUUCAGGAUAAGGACAAGUCCAAGGCCCCCGUCUCCGCCACCGCCGAGGAUGUACCGGGGCUGGAUCAUCGGCAACAGAAACUCCUGAAUCGUCGCUCCGCACCACCUUCGACAAAAGCUGUGGUUCAAAACCAGGAGGCUGAUCCCGAGCCAGCGAAACCAACAGCCAUAGAGGGCCGCGGGACCAGGCUGCAGAGGCAGCUGUCAUCCCUAAUGGACGGUGGCAAUCCCAUCGAGACCGAGGAGCAAAUGCAAGAACGUCAAGAGCAGGAGAUGCGGGAUUAUCAUACCCAAGCAGGAGAGAGCCAGAAGCGAGAUGUUGACCAUUUGAUCCUCGUCACCCAUGGUAUUGGUCAACAACUAGGGCUACGGCAACGAGAGAAGAAAGAAGAGCACGAUCUGGGCGACGUUGAUGAUUUGGAAGACAACUAUCCUUCUCUUGAGGACAUCACCAUCGAAGGUGUCGCAUUUGCUCGGUCUCUCAUCUCCGACCUAGCUUUGGAUGUUCUACUGUACCAGAGCUCAUACAGAGAGCAAAUUGCUUCCAUCGUCUUACAAGAAUGCAAUCGCAUCCACAGGCUCUACUGCGACAGAAAUCCUGGCUUCAAAGGCAAAGUUCACCUGAUGGGGCACUCUUUGGGGUCAGCAAUCCUAUUCGACUUGCUCUGUCGGCAGAAAGAUCCCAAGGCCGAUCAUUCAAAAGCCAACCCCUUGCGCUUCUGGCCUGGGAAACAGCAAUCGGAUAUGACCCACUUGACAGCCAAAGAGCGGCGCCUCGCUAUGGAGUUUGAAGUAGAUGAUUUCUACUGUCUAGGAUCACCUAUCGGGUUGUUUGAGAUGUUGGAGGGCAGAACAAUAGCUGCUCGCCAAGCUCCGAAACCACAAGCGUCCGAUGAUGUGUUGCAGCGGGAGCUUGAAGAGGUUGAUUUCGCCACCCGAUCCAUGGGAAACGCUGCCGAAGGCAUCCCACAUCAAACGUUGUCGCCAACGCAGGUUUCAUCGCCAAAAGCUCGACAAGUCUUCAACAUUUUUCAUCCUUCCGAUCCCAUUAGCUACAGACUGGAGCCUCUUAUUUCGCCGGCCAUGCGUUCUUUAAAACCACAAGGUCUGCCCUACACGAAAAAGGGAAUCUUUAAUGCUGCGAACGAGGGCUUGACUGGUAUUGGCGCAAAGGUAGGCCAGAGUGUCAGCGGCCUUUGGUCAAGUCUCAGUGCCGGCAUUGCGAGCAACAUGCUCAACCGGAGCCUCGGCCUUACCAGUGAAGAGGUGGCCCAGAUGACGGACCACACCCAGUCAGCUGCGAGACAGUCUGCAUCUUCCAAGUCGACAGAUGCCGCCAGCAAAGCUCUCGCAGACGAAUCCAGGAUUGGAGAGCGAACAGAUGAACGCAAGAAACAGCUGGCGGACUCAGCCACAUCAAGCGGCAAGGGUAUCGCUGGUGGUAACGAUCCGACAUUAAUCGACGACGAGCUUGAGACACUGUACUCGCAAUUUCAGAAGCGUGGACCCGAGACUCUAUCGAAGGAUGAUGCUGAUGGCGGGCUUGGCGGCCCUGACGGCACGCGCAAAGCAAAGAAGAUGCGUGCCGAAGAAGCCAAAGUGAGAGCUCUCAACAGGAAUGGUCGGGUAGACUACAGCAUUCAGGAGUGA
This is a messenger RNA of Emericellopsis cladophorae, 1986 nucleotides long. RefSeq lists its product as uncharacterized. NCBI's taxonomy places the organism in Eukaryota, Fungi, Ascomycota, Sordariomycetes, Hypocreales, Bionectriaceae. The record is from RefSeq and is a predicted model, not a curated record. The transcript has 4 exons. Bases 1 to 1986 code for a protein of 661 amino acids. Gene Ontology annotation, cellular component: cytoplasm. Gene Ontology annotation, molecular function: metal ion binding; glycerophospholipase activity.